Molecule: messenger RNA, 1485 nt
Organism: Trichoderma citrinoviride
Lineage: Eukaryota; Fungi; Ascomycota; Sordariomycetes; Hypocreales; Hypocreaceae
Product: FAD-binding domain-containing protein
Exons: 5
Coding region: 1-1485 (494 amino acids)
Molecular function (GO): oxidoreductase activity; FAD binding
Source: RefSeq, a predicted model, not a curated record
AUGCAUUUGAGAUUUUGUAGCCUGUUGGCUUCUGGCCUGACACUCUUCACACGACUUGUGUCGAGCAGUCCUAUCGUUCCUCACUAUCUCCGAGCAGUGGAUGUCUCCAAACCAGUCUCUCCAAAACAAGUACAGAAUGACCUUGGCAGGACACUCUCCAAAGGCACCCUGAUAUUCGGUCCUUCAAACCCUGCCUUUGCGGAGGCUACAGAAAGAUGGAGCACUCGCUCUAUGCCUGAUGAUAUCCAAGUCGUGGUUGAAGUAGCUCAAGAGUCAGACGUUGCCAAAGUUGUCAAAUAUUGUUAUCAGAAUAGCCUUGACUUUCUCGCAUAUACUAGAGGUCACGGCUCUUCUAGUACAAUUUCCAAGUUUAGAGGCAUUGAGAUUAACCUGUCAAAACUCAAUGGAUUCACCAUCCAGCCUGACAAGAAAUCUGCACUAUUCCAGGGUGGCGUAUACGCUGACUUGAUCAUCAAGAAGUUGUGGAACGAUGGAUAUAUUGUUCGUGGUCUUGGCCGAUAUCAGGGCCAAUACGGCCUCAUUUCCGACAACUUUGUCAGCUUAAAUGUUGUCCUUGCCAAUGGAACAGAAACCAUCGUCAGUGCCAAGUCCAACAGCGAUCUAUUCUGGGCCAUGAAGGGCGCUGGCCACAACUUUGGCAUAGUGACAAGCGCCUACAUCAAGAUUUAUCCGAGGAAGGCCAGCACUUGGCACUACCACAAUUAUGUCUGGUCGCAAGACAAGCUGGAAAAGGUCUUUGGAGCGCUGAAUAAGUUCCAGGGGAAGGGACAGAUUCCGGCACUCAUGGGCGUCAAUUUUGGGCAGUUCUCUAUCGAGCCCAGUAUCAGCAAGACCGAGGCCGUCAUCAUCUGGUCGUUUGCCUACGAUGGUCCCGCUGCAGAUGCGGAAAAGCUGCUGACUCCCUUCAACGCGAUCUCCGCCAUAUCAAGCACCAAGGGUGAUGUGUCCUACCCGGAGCUGCUUGUUGCUCAACAGACGGAUAUCAACAGCGCCUCUUGCAGUUCGCAGCCGUAUGUUGGAAGCACUGCAUGGCUCCAGACGUACAACGUCAGCUCUCAGCGCGAGAUUUACAAUCUCUUCAACAAGAAAAUCGCGGAGAAUCCUGGCCUUGCACCUGGAGCUCGAGUCUUCUUUGAAGGCUAUUCGACAAAGGCGACACAGGCAAUCGAUCCCAAUACCUCUUCGUAUCCCCACCGGGACGAAUAUCUGCUCGUGUUCUUUGCAGUCGCCGCUCCGCCACAGCUGGAAGGCUUUGCUCGAACCUGGGCGGACAAGACGGUGGGCAUCUGGUAUGCAAGCCAGCCCGGGCGUCGGCGCGCAACAUACGUCAACUAUGCUGUUGGAAACGAGCCGCUCGAGUCCAUCUAUGGGUACGACGGGCAAUUGUCCAGGUUGAGGACUCUCAAGUCCAAGUAUGACCCUCGCAACAAGUUCCGGUGGUAUAACCCCAUUGCCACGGACUGA